CAAACUGUCAGUCGCGGACUUCUUUUGAACGCUCUCGAUGGUGUUCCAAAUAUCUGUCAUCAGUCACGACUGCACGACAAUUGGUCUAAACUUGUAGCUCACGCAGGUACAGGCUCCUGCUGCCAGCCAGUCUUUCCGGAUGUCCAAGUACAAAGUCUUUGUCAUGAGGCAUGGAGAAGGGGCCUGGACCAAAGAGAACCGCUUCUGCAGCUGGGUGGACCAGAGGCUGAGUGAGGAUGGGGUAAAGGAGGCCCUAGCGUGCGGUCACCUCCUAAGAGAGGCAGGCUACCACUUGGAUGUGGUCUUCACAUCCCUGCUUAGCCGCUCCAUCCACACAGCCUGGCUGCUACUAGAGGCCAUGGGGCAGGAGUGGGUCCCAGUGGUGAAAUCGUGGAGGCUGAAUGAGCGCCAUUAUGGUGCUCUGAUCGGGCUCAACCGUGCCGAGAUGGCCCUAAACCACGGCGAGGAGCAGGUGAAACAGUGGAGGAGGAGUUACGACCUCACGCCGCCGCCUAUCGACAAAUCACACCCUUACUUUUUGGAGAUCUACAACGACCGGCGGUAUUCUACUUGCGAUAUUUCUAAAGAGGAUCUCCCUAAGUCGGAGAGCCUGAAGGAUGUCUUAGAGAGGCUCCAGCCAUACUGGGAUGGCACCAUUGUGCCAGAGAUCAAACAGGGGAAAUCGGUGCUCAUCUCUGGGCAUGGGAAUAGCUGCAGGGCACUGCUGAAACACUUACAAGGUAUAUCAGAUGCUGAUAUCGUCAACGUGACGUUACCCACAGGAACACCCAUUCUGAUUGAGCUGGAUGAGAACUUCCGGCCCACCAAACCCAUGCAGCUCCUGGGAGACCAGGACGCCAUCCAGGCAGCCAUCAGGAAGGUGGAGGAUCAGGGGAAGGUCAAACAAACACCCUGAUUGGCCUGAAUCUAGUCAACUGGAUUCUAGUCAUUCUAGAUUAAAAAAUCUAGCGAACUGAAUUAUAUUCAUUAUACAUAAUAGUGAUUUGCAGAAUCUAAUCAACUGUAUUCUAGUCAUUCUGGAGUAGAUUCUAGAAUCUAGUCAACUGGCUGUAAGACUAAUAUACGAAUUUGCCCAAGCCUGGGCUAGCACUUAUUUAGUUGUCUGUUAUGCACCAUUAAUCAGAUUCACUCAAAGCUGAAUUCUUGAUUUAAUUAAAUCAAUAUUAAGUGCAUGCUAUUGUAGUCAGUAAGUCUCAGUGAAUUGACUAUAUACAUAAUCGUGGUAUGAACUUAACUCAGGCUACCCUAUUGGGUGCAACAAGGAAACAAAAUAAUAUUGUUCAUACAGAAAUAAGUGGUGUGCUGAAGGGAGUUACAUUAACAGGCACAUUUAUCAUUAACAAGCAUAUUUGGUAAAUUGGCUGACUAAGUGUGUAUUGAGGCAUUUUGCCAUGAAAGGAAUAGCAGCACGUGAAACCAUCAAAUGUUCCUUUAAAAAAAAAAAAAUUUAAACCUCUGUCACGUGCCUUCACUGCCAUUAUUCUCAAUUUCAGUAGGAUUUUGCGAUGCAAUUUUGUUAGUUCUUACAAGUGAAUUAUGACUGACAGAAUACAGAAUCUAGCAGUAGAAUAUGAACCAGCACUUAACAGGUACAAAUUGUUAUUUAUCAAGAAACUUUAAAAGCACUUCAUAACAAGUAUUACCUCAUUGAGACUGACAGUCAGGCUAUUCAUUCCAAGACCGGUCAGUGAUUGUGUGAUCAAAGCUUCUUUUAGUACAUUAAUGCUGUAAAUGUGUUGUUGAAAAAGAUCGGUCAAACUUGAUAAGAACAUGUCCGCUCAUAUGCUACAUGCUGGUUUAAGAGAAGUUCAUAGUUCACACCCUCUUCACACCAAAUUCAUUAACAGCCAAUCGUAUCCAUUUAUUGUUGCUUUUUUUUAUCCAAAAGAUUCAAGUCAUUCAUUUGUAAACUUGGAAAAGAGGGAACAACCUCAUAAUAUAACAGUGUUCUUAAUAAGUCCCAAGUAAAGGAAGUGGAAUUGCUUCGCAAACCUUCAUAUAUUCUCUCUGAGUAAUAUUAACCUGAAAUUUACCAAUGUACUCAUCGAACGGCAAAAACUCCCCAGUGUCGUCUACCAAAUCACAUACAAAAUUAAUACCCUUGUCAAGGCCUUUGAAAAUGGAUUUCCUAUUAAUUUAAUAACUCUAUUAUUCCAAAUCAAUGUUUUGUGGGGGGAAAAAUUGUGCUUGAAAAUCAUUUUCCAGAAAAACAACAUUAGCUGGUGAAAAUAGACAAUUUCACAGGUAAUUUGAGGGUCAAAAUCACAGUUCUUUAGGAAUUCAAGUCCACCAAGUUUAUUAAACAGACUGUUAGGGAUAUGAUACCACAGAGGUAGGAUAAGACAGACAUAAUAUCAACCAUUUAAUUAUUAAAGCAACCAUUAAACGAAUCAAAAUCAAUAUCCUGUAAACCUCUACGAUCAUACUAAUUGUGAUUUCUGAAUAUAAUGUUUUAUUCCGCCAAACAAAUCUAAAUAUAACAGAAUUAACUUUUUAAAAAUGUUAUUAGAAGAAAUAAUUCUGGGACUGACUUGGGUAAAUGGUUCUAGAUAAACCAUCGAUCUUGGACAAAAGAAUUACGACCCAAGAUUGAGAUAUCACAUUGCUGCCACGGACUUAAUGAAACUCUCAUGGAAUUAAUCCUAUUAUUAUUAAUCCUAUUAUCGAUGUUUAAAGAUUCUCUAUCUGAAACGUUUUUAGUGAUAACAAUUCCUAAAUAUUUAACUUCCUUUUUAACAGGCAAUGUUGACGGAGUCACAGCAAAGAAUUGGCAUGAGAUCACAUUUGUUAAGGUUGAGAGUCAACCCAGAGGCCAUAGAAAAUGUCUUGAUUAUGUCAAUAGCCAAGGGAAUAGACGCUCUAUCCUUUAGGAAAAGGGCAGUAUCAUCUGUAAAUGGACUGAUAUUUAUAGCUUUACCAAAAAUACGGAUUCAUUUUAAAUUCUCAGAUUCGUUUAGAAAUAUGGCUAGUAGAUCUGUGGCUAAAAUAAAGAGAUUGGACAACCCUGUCUAAUUCCUCUAGCAAUAGAGAAACAAGGGGAUGUACCAUUACUAAUAGCCAGCGAACUGCUGGCUAUAUUGUACAUUAUCCUUAUCACUUAACAGAAAUCCUAGAGAGUUCUAAGUUACAAGUUGUUCGAAAGUGCCCAAAAGCAUUUAAAAAAAUCUAAAAACAAUAUAAAUCUAGGUGAAGAGAGUCCUUCUUUGGUUUGGGUAUAAGAACUAUUAGUCCCUAUCACAAAGGAGGUGAUAAGAUAGCAUUAGCAAUACCCUCUUUGUAGCCCGAAAGCAAUGACUCUCUAAAUCACGCCAAAAAUGUUGAUAGAAUUCAGGAGUCAUGCUAUCCGGUCCAGGAGAUUUACCUAUAGGCAUUUGUUUAAUGGUUUAGUCCAACAAAGUAAUAUCUAUAUCAGAAUCACAGAGUUUCUUAAACCUUUCUUCUAUAGGGUUAACAGAGUUAUGAACUGAAUCAAAAAAGGAAUUCAAGUCGCCUUCUGAAAGAUGAGAUUGAUAUAGUAAAGUGUAGAAAGAGUAUUUUCUUAUUAAUCACUUCACGAUCAACAGAGAGUGUCAUUUACAUAAAUGGGUGUAAUACUAUUCCUAGUCUGCCUACUCUUCUCCAAAUGAAAGAAAUAAGAUUUUUUUUUCUUCACCUUUUUCAAUCCAUUUGGCCUUUGACCGGAUGAAGGCACCCUGUUCCUUUUUCAUUCUUCAUUUAAAUCAAGUUUAUUGCUCAGCCUGUUAAUUUCAACAUCUGCUUGGAUAAUCUUUUCUUAGCAUUUUACCAGUAGUGAUGGCAAGACAUUGAUUUCUGAAUGUAAUAAUUUCCCAUUUGUUAGUAGAAGAAAGAGCAGGAUCGAGACAGGUCCCUCUGAUAAGAGCUUUAGACUGUAAACAAAAUGGCUCAUUCUUUAAAAGAAAAUAUGCUUUUGAAAAUCUCUUGUCAUUAUCAAAAGGAAAGAAUAAUGGAACAAUGGCCUGUCAGAGGAUCUGAGGAAAUACCACAUUCACUGAUAAGAUUGAUAAGAUUGGAAGAUACCAACCAAUGAUCAAUUCUAGAUUUGAAUUGUCUGUCGCUAGUUAUAGAGUUGAACCAAGAACAAUGUUCUAAAGUUGGAUUCUGUGAACGCCAAAUGUCGGAAAGUUGGGAGCAGAAAUGUAGAAUUAAGUUAUUAAAACAAUGGGCUGAAUGCCUGAUGGGAUACUUGUCCAUCCAGUCACGAGGAGCAACAUUAUAAUCACCUCCAGCAAUAAUGUUAUCUGUGGAAUAUUUGUUUUCAAUUCAAUUAAGACUUCACUAAUAGAUGUUAGAAGAAUGACUAUGUUAUAACCAUAAAUAUUUACCAAUAUGUAACAUGACCCUUUUUUAAAUAUUUGAAAACAUUAGUUAUCCAGUGACCCUCAGCAUCACACCUGCUUUCUUAAACUGUACCUGGAAACUGUCUGAAAAGUAUUCCCACACCAGCAGAAUGAGAUGAGCCAAGGCAAAAAUGAUCUUGUCACCCCAUUGUGAAGUCCAAAAUUUGAAGUCCGCAUCUGAGGAACGUGUCUCUUGAAAAAAAAAAAAAAACAAUUGGACUUUUUAAUGAAUCUUUACAAAAACAAAAAUUGCCUUUGGUACGUAAACCCCUGGUGUUCAAUUGGUACGUAAACCCCUGGUGUUCAAGAAUAAAAAGCAAAGAAAUGUUGACGAGCAGAGUAUCCGAGAUAGAGUUGUCUAGAAUAAACAAGGGACCCUGAAUAUAGCAUAAGCCCUUCAAAAAUGUACUUGACGAACAGUAACUACCAUAAAAGGAAAAUAAAUGGAUAGACCGUGUAAUAACACAUAUUAUAUUAAUAGUUUAGAUCUUCAAUUAAAAACUCUCAAACGUAAAAUAAAAGCAUCUGACAGCUAAUCAUCGCCAUAUGAAAAAUAAAUGGAGAUUUACUUACAUAAUAUCAAUCUUGAAACCAAAUUAAAUGACUAAAAGCUAACUGAUUUCUUAGUAUGCCAUCAAAUGAGAAUCAAAAAUCAGUGUGCUUACGUUGGUCAAUGUUCACAUUCAAAACUCGCCACUACGGACAGUAUGGCCCUAUGCAAUAUCACCUAUAUGCGGUGUUCAGAUAAACGAUUGCAUGAAUAAACUCACCAGUUGAAACGGUAUAUGGCUUCAUUAGCCUACUACUGUAUAAGCAGGCCAACUCAUGAAGCAUAAAUCAGUCACACGUGGCUCCACCCUGCGGUCGUCAAUGACAGCAAACCCCUCGCGAAAGGAGGCUUUUUUUUUCUCCCUGCGUCUUGCCCCCAUCGACUUGUGGCCACAGCCUCGCAUGGGCAUCCCUGUCGCGCUUGCUGAAAUCUUCUGCAAAGCGAGUGCCUUUCUCCCUGAAGAUCGGCGCAAGUUUGGCAGCUCUCCACACCUCGUAUCUCACGUUCCUCAACGCAAACAUCAUGAUGACUUUGUCGGUCUGUUCAUCUCCUUUCUCUUAUCUUUACAGCGAUGUUCAGGAUAGCAGGGGGAUAUGGAACAACCUUCCCAAUAAUGUCAAUCACAAUCCCUCUGAUAUUCUCACCAUCAGUUUCAGGUAGCAUGUUCAGUCUCAGCCCCCAUUGGCGCUUGUAUCGGUCCUGUUCAUCACUGGCUGUGCGCAGCUCCUCGCUUUCUUUUGUCAGGGCAUCAACUUUAUUUUUCAACAGCUUCACAUCAGUGGUAAUAUCCUUAAUGCCUGCUGCAUUAAACUCUGUAGUUUUGUGGGGUUUCGGAGGGGUUAUUUGGACACCUGUACCGAAAACUAAUUCCUCCAACCUCGGUACCGUUAAUUCUGGGAGAGUGUCAGAAUCUUCCAUAUAGAUGACAGUAUCUACUUCGGUUACGACAGCUCCCUCUACAUUUUUGCUAGCUUCCAUCUCAGCUAAUGUUACUAGCUAGCUAGUCUUGGCUGAACUUGCUUGAAGUAUAACAAAGUGGAAAAGUGAUGUUCGGUAAACCAAAAAAAAGACAGCAAAAAUUCAGAGCAUCAAUGUUGUUGAGAAAUGUAGCAAAACUUUUGUAGUUCUCGAUUGAUAAUGUUGUCUUACACUGCGGUACACAGGACUAUCAAGACAUACUGAGCAGCUCACGUUAUAGACAGAAGCAUGCUACAUGGCAGACCAAUCCAAACUCAUCUCCCGGCAUGUCCAGCCCAUCCAUUAUCUCAGCCAGUGAAAGUAUUCUUAACAUAGUUUAGGUUAUGUGAACAGCACUGCAUUUUCAAUUGAAUACAGUGCUACUAAAUAUGUUUUAGAUUUGUACAUUAUUUGGAUACUAUUAUUCAGGGCCGGUCCUGGCUGUUCUGGCACCCUAGGCGAAACAAAAAAUGGCCGCCACUACAAGAAUAAUCCCAGUAAGCAACAUUAAGUUGAAAAAACAUCUAAAAUAAGUAUUUUUCAAGACGUUGAAGUUGGGUUCAAUUUAAGCUCUGAAUUAAAGUUUAAAAUAGGUAUUUUAUGGAUGUUUAAAUCAGGUACAUUUUUGGUUCUGAAUGAAACCAUAUGUCCACACAUUGUGUGCAGGCCAGUGACAGAAAUCUAAAUUCAAUACAUUUCAAAUUCAGACUAACUCAACAAAAUGUGGAAAAAUUCAAGGGGUGUGAAUACUUUCUGAAGGCACAUUGUUUGUGGCGCAUUGAAGGCGCAUUACUGUGAUGUUUUUUUUGUGUUUUUUUUUUACACAGGGAAGAUACUUUGUUAGUGUGUCUCAUUUUGUAUUGUACGUCUGUCUGUCUGAUAUAUUUUUUUUAACGUUCUGUCCAUCUGUCAUAAUAACCAUCGUAUUUGUUGUUGUGGUCUUCAGGUCAUUAGGGAAAUGAUGACUAAUAUUAUUAGUUCAUCACUAAAACCAUAAAUGUGUAAAUAUAUUGAUACUACAAAAUACUGUAGUCAUGUCCUGUAAUAUUUUCUGUAAUGUAUUAUCCCCACGGUUAUACUAAAUGUUCAGUGACGACAUUAAGUAUUAAACUUAGUUUGAAAACUUGA
Molecule: messenger RNA, 7014 nt
Organism: Oncorhynchus kisutch (coho salmon)
Lineage: Eukaryota; Metazoa; Chordata; Actinopteri; Salmoniformes; Salmonidae
Product: bisphosphoglycerate mutase
Exons: 3
Coding region: 140-916 (258 amino acids)
Biological process (GO): glycolytic process
Molecular function (GO): intramolecular phosphotransferase activity
Source: RefSeq, a predicted model, not a curated record